AUGACGCAAGCCAUUGCCAAAUAUGCCGCGAAGAAGAUGCUGUCGAGCGAGAUGAACAAGUACAAGUCGAAGGACGUCGAGUCGCCAUAUGAUCCCUUCUACGAAAUGGUCCCGCACCCUACGAAGCCGGGCAAGAAGAAGAAGGUCAAGAAGCAAAUCCCCGCCUACAUCCCCGAGCACGACGCCGACAUCCUCGCCCGCGCCCGCAAAACCGCCUACCGCCUCGACUUCUGCCUCUUCAACUUCUUGGGCAUCCGUUUCGGCUGGUCGUCCGUCAUCGGUCUGGUUCCCGUCGCCGGCGAUGGUCUGGACGCACUUCUCGCCGGGAAGUUGAUAUAUUCCAUGUCCCGGGCGAAAUGCGGGCUUCCAUUGGGUAUCGUCCUCCUCAUGCUCUUCAACUUCUCCAUCGACUUCCUCAUCGGGCUCGUGCCCUUCGUCGGCGAUCUGGCGGAUGCAUACUACAAGUGCAACUCGAUGAACGUGCGGUUAUUCGAGAAGCAUUUAGAUAAGGUGUACAAGCCGCAGCAGUUGCAAGAUGAGGAGAAGAAUAUGAAGAAAGAAAAGCGGCCGCGCCCUGCAACCGUACACGAGGACUUCUCCGAUGAAGAGGAAGACCGCCGCAAUACGUUCGAUGACCGCCAUGACAACGUGCGACGGCCGACUCGUGCAUACUCCGGCAGGAGAGAGCGCAUUCCGGAUGAGGAGAUGGGCGAUCCGCGACGCGAGACGCAACGAUCGCAUAGGGACGAGAGACCUAGCCGUCACGGUACGAAGAGCAGCAGGCGUCACUAA
This is a messenger RNA of Trematosphaeria pertusa, 792 nucleotides long. RefSeq lists its product as uncharacterized. The transcript has 2 exons. The coding region runs from base 1 to 792 and encodes 263 amino acids. NCBI's taxonomy places the organism in Eukaryota, Fungi, Ascomycota, Dothideomycetes, Pleosporales, Trematosphaeriaceae. The record is from RefSeq and is a predicted model, not a curated record.